Molecule: messenger RNA, 2493 nt
Organism: Diutina rugosa
Lineage: Eukaryota; Fungi; Ascomycota; Pichiomycetes; Serinales; Debaryomycetaceae
Exons: 1
Coding region: 1-2493 (830 amino acids)
Source: RefSeq, a predicted model, not a curated record
AUGACCCUGUUUAAUACCGCCAACGCCUCGCCCGAACCGAUGAUACCGGCGCUGUCAUCGCCUCAACCCCAUCACCAUAUGCUGCCCUCAACGGGGCGGCCAUCAUCAAAGCACACGGGACCGCUGUCGCCGCAGAUACUAGCGCAAGCGCCGCUAUCGCCUCAGCCUCGAGUAUUCAGUCGUCACCGCCACCAGGCAGCGGCAGCAGCGCAGGAUCCCGAUGCUCUUGAUGAGGCGGUAACGCCAGCGGAACUUGCCAAUCAGCGAUGGGCAGCGACAAAGAAGGCUCGUCGGCGUCAACAGUCUACGACUUCAAACGUGUUUGACCCUGAUUACCUCGAGAUGGGGAUUACUCCGGCUGACUUAUACCAUCUUAAUGCUGAAGCCCAGCGCCAUGAUCGUCUAGAUCGCGGUUGGGGCGAUCGCCGUCGCGACCGGCGAGGUCCCCACCCACUUCCUACAGAGUAUGACCAAUAUCAUGAAUAUGGCGACGAUCGACAUCGUGGCUUCGAUAGCGGCGACCGAGUGGUGCUGCAACCGCGAGGGAUUACCUCUGGGGUUCGUGUCUCGAGCCAGGGUAGCCAUCUUGACCCUACAGCGCCCGAUUAUGACGCCUAUGGCGACGACGCGGCGCCGCUGCUGAAGCGCACCUGGCUGGGGUACUAUAUCAACCAGAAAGAACGCUACGAUGCCGCCAAUGACGUCAAGCCCUACAUGUACACCCACAAGACGUUACGGGAAGUGUUCCACAACAAACAGGAGCCCAACUCCCACUACAACCCGAUGGAGUACGUAUUUGACCACAAAGACCCGGGCAAAGUGAAGCGGGCAGUGGACACCGUCAAGCACAAGUUGGGCAAGGACAACUACAAGAACUAUGACUACUUUGAGAUGCGCCGCGCCCAGAUCAAGCAGCAGGACGAGGCGGCGCGAUUAGCUGCGGAAGAACAGCGGAAACAGGAAGAACGUGACUUCCAAGACGCCAUGACGCGCACCCCGCUGCCGCUGGCCGCGGCGGCGGCUCUCGCUAUGAGUGUCAGCGGCGGUGGUGGUAAUGGUGGGGUAGAUGAUGAGGGGGCUGGUGCACACGAGCCCGGGGCUGAUCCCGCGGCCGCGGUUGACGCAAUUUACAAUACUGGUCACGAGCGCAAGCCCAACUCAUUUAAGAAUUUUGUCAACAAAUUCAAAGUGGCUAAGUGGGAAAACACGGCUUGGGACCAAAGCGGCGACGAUCGGCAUGUGAAAACGACCACCGACGACAUCUUCGACAACCCCGAACCCAACCAACGGCUGCUGACACCGCAAUCGUCGGAACGACCUGCCCACCCCCAGGCUUCGUCGUCGUCAACUCUAUCCCACCUUGCAACCACCUCCGCAGCGGCUGCAGGAGAAUUGUCUCGGUGCAGUACCCCCCCUGGCGUCAGUGAUCAGCCUUCCACUUCCCCCACAAAGGCAUCAGCUACCGUCGACCCCAGCGAGGUUUCCAAAGCCCGUUCCGCUCACGCCCCCAGCGUUAUACCCCGUCCCGACCUCGAGUCGAUCGCCACCGAAUACACCUGUGCCACCACCACUGCGAACGCCUCGCCGUCCCUGAGCCUAGGCGACAACAGUGACGCCGACGAUCCCUUAGACCCGCUUCCUGAAGACGGCUCUUGUGACCUUAGUGGCGACCCGCUAACUGAAACAACCGCCACCCCGACCCCGCCCGUGGUUGUUUCAACUACCCCGCAUCGACCCAGUUAUAAACCUCAGAUCAUGGCUAAAUGGCCUCGCGGCACCCUGUGGGGGGAUGACGAACCCCCUGCCCCCAAACCAAGGAAGCCUUUGUUUGGCAAGUUAAAGCUUAAGUCCAACUCCAACACCAAGUGGGGUGGCGGCGGCGGCGCCGCUAAAGCGCCGCUGAUCCGCCUGGCAGCGCCGGGCCUGGUUCGCCUGGUGCGUACCAGAGGCGCCUCCACCGUGAUCACCGUCGACGCCGACGGCCAUCUGCAUGUGUCUAGAGAGUUAGUGCUCAAUCCUCACACCAACGAAUUGGAACCGCCGACGCUGAUGUCGCUGAUGUUGCACGGGGAACCACCCACUGCCGGUCCCGCUGUUGCUGGCGGCGGCGGCGGCGGCGGCGUGUAUGCCCUUGUCCAGACGAAAUUGGGCCCAUUAUUGGAGAAAAUGCCAGCGGUCAACAACGGUAUUGCCACUGCUCGAGGCGCUGUUGGCCCCGUCGUGACUUCGGUGGGACCAUACGUACAACAAGCGCACCCGACCAACUUCACCAAUCGUUUGCGACUGUUUGAGUUAUUUCAAAAAGCAUUUAGACCCUUGGAUGAUAUCGCCGCGCGUUACCCAAUUUUGACAUUACCUAUCCACAUCCUCGAGUGUUUCUUCUUCUUGUGGAUGAUGUGGGAAGCGUCGAAAUUAUUGGACAUUUUGUACCGGAUAGUGAAGAUUGUGUUGCUGCCGUUCCAUGUUUUGGGCCAGGUUGUCUACAAAGGUUAA